This is a messenger RNA of Beta vulgaris subsp. vulgaris (sugar beet), 1075 nucleotides long. RefSeq lists its product as uncharacterized. The record is from RefSeq and is a predicted model, not a curated record. The transcript is spliced from 7 exons. Bases 35 to 901 code for a protein of 288 amino acids. NCBI's taxonomy places the organism in Eukaryota, Viridiplantae, Streptophyta, Magnoliopsida, Caryophyllales, Amaranthaceae.
CAUAACAAAGAGCUAGUUAAAAUAAAGAAAAAGAAUGGAGAAUAAGAAAAUGAUGAAGGUAGUAAUGUUGGUAGAAAUCCUAAUUAUGUUAGUAAUGUUACAAAUUAGUCCUUCAUCAGCACAAAAUCGAGAGUGUUUGUUGCGGAUUUCCACUUGCCUAGAUGGUGCAAGUACUCAUCCUCAAUUACUUGAGUGUUGCCCAAUUAUCAAACAAGAAAUAAAGGAUGAAAGGGACUGCUUCUGUUUGCUCAAGGACAACGCCCUUGAAGAUGAAUCCUUUUCCGAUGCAUUGUCUACUGUCUUCUCUUUUUGUGGUAUUUCUGAUACUAUUCAUACCUUAUGCCCUGGUCCUAAUCCAAGCCCAAGUGGAAGUUUAAAUCCAACUCCACCAAGUCCUACUUCAACCCCUAUCGAGACACCAAUUAGUUCACCAGCAGGUUCUGGAGAUUGUUGGGAUGGAAUCACAAAUUGUGUUAAAACUUCAACCACGCCAAGUGAAAUGUUAGAAUGUUGCCCACUCGUCAAAAAAGAAUUAGCGAAUGAUAGGGAAUGCUUCUGCACUGCCAAGGCCCGUCUUCAUGGCAAUCCCUCAGCUGCUAAUUCCUUAUCUGAGUUCUUCACGCAUUGCGGCAUCCCUGGUUCUCUUGACACUUUAUGUCCUGGUCCUCCAUCAAGCCCCAGUGAACCGCUAAUUCCAUCACCACCAGGUUCUCCAUCAAGCUCCGGUGAACACUUGAUUCCUCCACCAGCACCUAAUACAAAUAACCCUACUUCUAGUGGCAAAGAGAGUGAAAGCAGGAGCUUAAGUGGUAGCACUAACAAGAUUGCAUAUUCUGUUGGAUUAUUUCCUAGUUUACUCUUGUUCAUUUGGGCGACAAGUGUCUUAAUAGGAUAUCUAUGAUGAUAUCAGGAGUUGUAUUGUCUGGAAUUUACGUAUCCAAGCUCUAUAACACAUUCUAAGAUUGUUAAAUUCUGUUAGUAAACCGUGGUUUAUGUUUUAGAAAAUUUAUAAUAUAAGAAUUCUAUUUGAGAAGAGGGUAUUUCUUCAAUAUCUAUAUUACUGUAAUGAAUAUUG